GAGUUAUUUUCACAGACUCUAAACAGUAGUCUGCCUCUCUCCGUCGCCUCUGUGGGUUGUGCGGUCCCUUUACGCGGAGAGCAUUACGCAUCACUGGACUAUAGAGCGAGGACUCCGCACUGUUUCCCUCUCAGCCCACAACUAUUUCAAUCUCUGUUCAAACUCGGACUGUUUUUGGACAGAUAUUCACUCUGCGUUUAUUGACAGCAGAAGUCUGGAGCACUCUUUCUGGGUUUUGCACGUUUUGGAUCUAUUGCUCCCGAGACGCGUUUUGAGAUGCAUGUGGGGCGCAAAUCGUGUUGGAAGCAGCUGCAGGCUUCGUUUUUCAGACUGCUCUGUCUUAUCCCUACAGGAUUCCCCGUCCGGAGUGUGGAUAUGCAGCGGGCCACCGACAACAUCACCAUCCGUCAGGGCGACACGGCCAUUAUAAGGUGUUAUGUUGACGACAAAGUGUCCAAGGUGGCCUGGCUCAAUCGAUCCAAUAUAAUCUUUGCUGGUGAGGACAAGUGGUCCCUGGACCCCAGGGUAGGCCUGGUGACUAAAGGGCAGCUAGAGUACAGCCUACGCAUACAAAAGGUGGAUGUAUAUGAUGAAGGCUCAUAUACCUGCUCUAUACAGACCAAGCAGCAGCCCAAGACCUCACAGGUUUACCUCAUCGUACAAGUUCCAGCCACAAUCUACAAGGUGUCAGAAGACAUCGUCGUGAAUGAAGGCAGCAACGUGACUCUCAGCUGUUUGGCAAGUGGCAGGCCGGACCCUCUAAUCACCUGGCGGCUGCUCAACCCCUCAGCCGAGCCGCUGGAUGGAGAGGAGUACCUGGACAUUAUAGGCAUCAUGAGAAACCAAGCGGGUCGGUAUGAAUGCAAAGCCAGCAACGACGUCGCCACACCUGAUGUCAAAUACGUCAACGUGGUCGUAAACUACCCUCCUUCAAUAAGAAAAACCCAGAGUUCAGAACCACCUGUGGGCCGCCUGGGAACCCUGCAGUGUGAGGCUGCAGCUGUUCCCACACCGGAGUUCGAAUGGUACAGAGACGACAAAAGGCUGUCUAAUACCCAGGGCAUCAAUAUCCAGAUUCUCGGCGGUAACACUAUCCUAAUGAUUGCCAAUGUCACCGAAGAAGAUUAUGGGAACUACACCUGCGUGGCCUCAAACCGUCUGGGUGCUCAGAGUGCCAGCGUUUUCCUCUAUAGACCUGGGACAGGUCGAGACAUCAACGGCUCUGCCUGUGCAUCUCUAUCACUGUGGCUCCUGUUGGCCUCCUUUGCUUGCCUUUUCUUCAAGUGUUAAUACCGCCAUCCAGCUUUGUCUCUGACCCCGCCCCCCUGGCCAACCUGUCCUCCCUCCUUUCCUGCUUUCAACUCACUGAUGUGCUUGUCGCUACCUUAUUACCAAUGCUGCCGCCUCCCUCCCGCAGACUGUUUGCAUCACGGUACAAAAACCUUAUGUGCUCUUGAGCACUCUUGAGCACGGCUUUCAGAUAUUAGAAGAAACAAUGGGUUAUGAAGGAUUUAAAUGUUUUACCAACAUAUAACAGUGGAACGAAGGACAGAAUAAGCAAACAGUGCUCUUACAAAGAUUUGUGUUGUUGUUUUUGAUCUGUAUGCACUUUUUUUGUGUCUGUAAAAUCUUGUUUUGGGGUCUUUUUUUUUUUUUAUGGGAAAAUAAGCGGAAGCAUCCCUGAAACUGGAGUACCAACAAUCAGCUCUAUGGAGUACAUCGUACUUCCUUUGAUUUCUUGUAUUAAUCUGUGGUUCAACCAGUGCAUUUAUUAAAGAUGUUUAAAAAAUUGCCAAAUAUACACGGAAAUUAGAAACUAAUGGGCUAAACGAAAGGGAAAUUUGCUGUAUCUUGUUAUUUUUUUUAGAUGAAAUAAGAGCUUUGUGUUGAAUGUGUUCAACCAUUACAUGAUGCUACUCGGCUGGAACACAAAUACAGGGCCUUAGCAAAGACGGCUCCCCGUUCAGUCGGGCUGUCACAAUCAAUCUUAGAAAAGAGGAUGCAGAGAUUGGAUCCUUCCGAGCUAAACUCAUCCGUUACGCCCUCAUCCAGUGGCUUUUGCUACUACUCGCCUUUAUUAAAAAAGAAAACCAUAAACACACACAUACAAAAAAAUAAAAUAAA
This is a messenger RNA of Cyprinodon tularosa, 2124 nucleotides long. RefSeq names its product limbic system associated membrane protein. Bases 277 to 1290 code for a protein of 337 amino acids. The record is from RefSeq and is a predicted model, not a curated record. The transcript is spliced from 8 exons. NCBI's taxonomy places the organism in Eukaryota, Metazoa, Chordata, Actinopteri, Cyprinodontiformes, Cyprinodontidae. Gene Ontology annotation, cellular component: neuron projection.